UAUUAAUGCAGAAAUAGAAGGGAACGGACUCCACCCCCCUCCGCGGGCCGCGGCAAAACCGAGUUCGUCGUACGCGGCCAAGCGAGAGAGUCCCAGCGAGGCGCCCCCUCGACCUCGCGAGCGGGGCGGCGCGCGAGGUGGAGAGCGAGCGACGAACAAAGAAAGAACGGACCGGUGGUUCAGAAAGCCGGGUGUUUGCUCGCUUUCCGUCGAACGAGGAGGAGGGAAAAUAAAGGAAAGUGGAGUGGAAGGGAAAGAACCGAAGAAACCCUAAUCGAGGGCGAAAGAGGGGGUGCGAUGCAGAGGAGGGAGGAGGAAGCUCCAAGUGCAGUGAUGACAUGCGGCACAGCUGAUGCUCUCUUUCUCUCUCAGUAGCUGGAAAUUUCUGCCUCGUAGUGUACCCACUUCCGAGGGUGUGAUCGCCCUUCAGGAACUCAUCCUUGUAAUCUAAUCCUUGUAGUGUACCUACUUCCGAGGCAUUCCCCCGUUCUUUAUAUGUUUGAGAGUCCCGCUUCCUUGUAACGACAUCCGCAUCCACUCCUGUUUUUGGUCCCUCGCCCCCACCCCCCCUCCUCUCUCUCUCUCGGUCGCUCUCGUUACUUGACUAGGUUUGGAAACUCUACUGAUAAGCCAACCUGUCCAUGAAGGGGUGGGGCUUGAGUUGACCUGAAUUUGUCAGAUGAGAGUAACUGUGAAUUGGACCUGUUCUUUCAAGAGGGGGUUUCUGCAGGUUGCUUAUUCCAAUGGUAUGCAAGACUGGUUGUGGGAGAAUGGCUGCCAUCAUGAGGCUUCUCACGGUUGGAAGUUGUCCAGAAGUUAUGACAGAAGAGGACACAAAUGAGAAGAUUGCUUCUCAGACCAUACGUAAGGAGUUUUAUGAUGCAGACGAGGCAAAUUUACUUGAAGAAGAAGAUAUGCAUGUAUUUGAUUGUAGACCACUGGUAGAUCCCUUGCACCUGGUCUGUUGCAAUGCUUGUAAGAAGCCAGUCAAAGCCAGUCAAUAUGCAGCCCAUGCAGAGCGCUGUAAGUCAUUAAACUAUACGAAAGAUCUUGUUCUGGAGCUUGAUGGUGGUUCUGGUUGUAAGAAGCCUCCGAGGAAGGGGAGAAAAAUACCACAAGCAACUAACGGGACAUCUGCAUCUGUUGAUCAUACCAUAGUACUUGAUGCUUCUGAAAUUGACAUUGGAGGCAGGGGACAUCACAAGAUACCGAAUGCAGGAACGGAAGUACCUGGUAAUGCUCUGAACAGAUAUCAGAAGUCUAAGAUACCAAAUGCAGGAACAGAAAUGCCUUCUAAUGCUCUGAACAGAUAUCAGAAGUCUAAGGAGUAUCUUAGGAGGAAUGCUCCAGUUCCACUUGCUACCAAAAUUUACCACUUGCAAGGCAACAAUCAUCUCCGAUUAGAACUUGGCCAUCUAUAUCGCGAGGCAUGUGCAGAAAAGCAUGGCGCCAGUGAUUCCCUAAUGCCAGAAUUAAUGAAGGACAAGGGUAUGAUGUCUAGACAAGUCUCACCUUCUAGUAAAUUAUUACAUGAGAGAGACAUGUACUCCUUGGCUGCUGUCUGGAACCAUGAUCAGAUGCUAGCACAUAGUUCAGAACUAUUCUUGGGAACCUCAGGAGGACUACCAUCAGGAGGUAGCUUUCCGAAUCAUUUCAGAGAGGACAGCUUUUCAAAACCUGAAGUGGUUGGGGCUUUGUUGGGGAUGAUGAAAACCACAUAUCAUUCUGCACGAUAUGCAUAUCCUGUCAACUCAGGUUUGGCUCUGGGAACAAUGCAGAAGACAAAUGGGAGUGUUCCUGUGGUUUAUCUGUCCAUAGACUGGUUCUAACAAAGGAAGGUUGAUUUUUUGUACGUCAUCCAUAUUAUAGUUGGACAAAUGGUGGAAGCCAUUAAACGUUUUUCUUUCUUUCUUUCUUUUUUCACUAUUGUUCUUGCAUUAUGAUAUUGAUUAAUUUAUUUCAUUUACAAUCUGUCGGCUGCAUUAGCUUAUGCUUGAUGGAUUGCCUGUCUUCUAUUUAUUCAAAUGUGGGUUCUCUUAAUGGAAUGAUUCUGCUGCGGUCCUCACACAGGUCAGAAUGGUGAUUCAUUAGUAGCUGUCAAGGCUGGACUAUCAAGGUGUAAGAAAUUGCUCACGAAUCAAUGCUCCCUUGCUGCUGGAACUAAUUCUCGUGCCAAUGAGUCAUUUUUGGUUAUUUAUAUCAUACUCUUAUGCAAAGAAAGAUGGAAUGGUGACUAUAUUUGAUAUGCUUCACAGGAUGGCCCAUGAAUGGUUUCGUUGUGCAUCUCAGUCAACAUGUUUAGCACUUCAUGAAUUUGUAAAUAGUUUCAACUUUCAAUUAUUAGCAUUCUCAAGUAUUCUAGAUUGAUAACAUUAACAUUUUGUUAUUUUAAGGUCCAGAUUUUCUUUCUUCUU
Elaeis guineensis (African oil palm) is the source of this 2414-nucleotide messenger RNA. RefSeq lists its product as uncharacterized. Gene Ontology annotation, cellular component: SAGA complex. Lineage: Eukaryota; Viridiplantae; Streptophyta; Magnoliopsida; Arecales; Arecaceae. The record is from RefSeq and is a predicted model, not a curated record.